This is a messenger RNA of Verticillium alfalfae VaMs.102, 876 nucleotides long. RefSeq lists its product as hypothetical. The record is from RefSeq and is a predicted model, not a curated record. Bases 1 to 876 code for a protein of 291 amino acids. Lineage: Eukaryota; Fungi; Ascomycota; Sordariomycetes; Glomerellales; Plectosphaerellaceae. The transcript is spliced from 3 exons.
AUGGCGGAGAUCGUAGGGUUGAGUUCUGGCGUUCUAGCCCUGGCCGCUUCUGCCCUGAAGUCCAGCGCGAAGCUUUACGAAACGAUCAAAGACAUCCGCUCCCAUCCACAUCAAGUUCGAGAGCUCCUCACGGAGCUCGCAAGCCUGAAUUUGGUCCUUCGAAAGCUCUCUGAGACCGGCGAUCUCCAGCUUGACGUUGAUCUUACAGCUCUCACACUCACGCUUACACAGUGCCGACAGUCAUGUGAUGAGGUUGAAGCCCAGCUGCUUGAUUCCUGCUCACGCUCUAGCCCUGACCGGACAAGCUUCCGCGAUUGGGCUAAACUGAAGUUCAACGGGAGCGAUGCCCAUCUAGACCACAUUCAACAAAAGCUCGACACUUUGACCCAUCGCGCUGCUGCCGGUCCGAUUCUCGACGUGACCACUCGCCAGCACAUGGAGGAGGAAGAAAAGAGCACCAAAAAGGGUCUCGAAUUCUGUGCCACACUUUUGCAGGCGAUUGAACAGACCGAGGUCGAAUUCUUUGAGAGCGAUAGCAGUUCAGCAAGCGCCCAGGCCCAGGUCUCAACCUCCCAAAUGUUGUUCGAUGGCAAGACGAUCAACGGCAAAAACCGAGCCGUUGGCAAGAGACUCAAGCAAGCUGGUGGUCAUUUUGGCGAAGACUCUCUUCAACAGGUCUCCCAGGAUUUCAAAGCUGUCAGCAUUCACUACGCCGACCUCCAAGAGCACACCCCUGAGCGAUCAGCAAUGGAGCCUGGCACUCACGCUGCGACGGCUGGAACAGACUCGACUUUCGGGCACCGGCAUGGGCCAGGUGUUACGCUCGCUAAGCAACACAUGCCUGGCGCUGCCGGUACUGGUCAGACUGGUGGUUGA